GAGAAUUCUGCAAACUCCUCCCCCCAGAGCUGUGGGCCGGGCUGUAGGAACACUUUCAGUUUUGUUUCUGCAAAAAACGAAACUCAGCAGGAAGACUCCGGAGACUAGACCAUGGAGGGAGCCUUCCAGGUGUGUGGGAACUGCAAAAGAAGGGUGGCCUCUGCCCACCUGGCCCUCCAUGAGGCGCACUGCCUGCUGUUCCUGGCCCAGUGCCCCGAGUGCAAGGAGCCCGUCCUCCAGGCGAAGAUGGACGAGCACUGCGAGAACGGGCACCAGCAGGUCGGAUGCGCCAUGUGCCAGCAGAGCAUGCAGAAGAGUGUGCUGGCGUUUCACGAGACCAGGGAAUGCCAGGAGCGCCCCGUCGUGUGUGAGUUCUGCAGGGCAGCCGUGCGCCUCAGCAAGCUGGAGAUCCAUGAGCACCACUGCGGCAACCGCAUCGAGCUGUGCCUGGACUGCGGCCAGCCCAUCAUGCUCCGCACGCUGGCCCAGCACAGGGAUGCCUGCCAGAGCGAGCAGGCCCAGCACCGGACAGGGAAGAAGAUUUCAGCUCCCGAAAGCAAUAUCUUCUGUCAUUAUUGCAACCAAAUGAUCCCAGGAAAUAAGUAUUUACACCAUAUGAAUAAAUGUCGUACCACCUCGGAGCCUGCAAAAUAUGUUCCAACUGAGGAGACAAGACAUUCUCCUCCAUCCCUCCCAAGUCAGGCUGCUGAAGAUCAAACUCCCACCGCAGUGAAAGAUGUUCGCCCAAAGACGAAAAAUACAAGCAGGUUUCCUCUUCUUUCUGAAAAUUCAACAAAGCAAGCACCGCGCGGCACAGACAAAACCCUGGACCCGCCUCUGAAGCCGGUCGUGGACGACCCGGCCUAUAACAUUCUGCGGAGGUGCCCUCAGUGCGAUAUCCUCCUUCCCCUGCCGACCCUAAACCAGCAUCAGGAGAAAUGCUGGUGGUUAGCUUCAUGGAGAGGAAAACAAGGGAGAAACUCCAGCUAGAUUUGGAAAAGAAAAGAGAUGUUGGUUUGCCCAAGAGGUACAGAUAAACCAGCAGAGAAAAAAGCGCCAGCUCUUCUGCCUGAGAAUUUGGAUCAAGCAUCUGGGCCCGAUGGCUCGGACAUGUCGGGGGACCCCAGCUUUGUCCAUUUUAAAUUCCCACCAGCAAUUGGUGUGACCGUCAUCAUUUCCCC
Myotis myotis is the source of this 1181-nucleotide messenger RNA. RefSeq names its product XIAP associated factor 1 (gene XAF1). Gene Ontology annotation, biological process: apoptotic process. The coding region runs from base 112 to 990 and encodes 292 amino acids. The transcript is spliced from 8 exons. Lineage: Eukaryota; Metazoa; Chordata; Mammalia; Chiroptera; Vespertilionidae. The record is from RefSeq and is a predicted model, not a curated record.